Molecule: messenger RNA, 2760 nt
Organism: Amyelois transitella
Lineage: Eukaryota; Metazoa; Arthropoda; Insecta; Lepidoptera; Pyralidae
Gene: Jheh-lp1
Product: juvenile hormone epoxide hydrolase
Exons: 7
Coding region: 133-1539 (468 amino acids)
Biological process (GO): epoxide metabolic process
Molecular function (GO): epoxide hydrolase activity
Source: RefSeq, a predicted model, not a curated record
GUGAAUGCGCUCAGUGCCUCAGUUGAGUGGCAUGUGCUGACGUUUCCGCAUCCUACCUCCGUAAAAUAUUAUUAGUGACCAAACAUCGACAACUUUAAACAAUUAUUAUUCAAUUAGGAAUUGCCCAUCAAAAUGAUAUACAAACUGCUCUCACUGAUAGUGGGGGUGGCUGCUAUCAUGUCAGGGGUGUUUCUCCUGUACUUGACACAAAGGACGCAAGAAAAACCAUCGACUAUAAACCGUAAUAAGUGGUGGGGCAUUGGUUCGAAGCCGCGGCAACAGGAUACAUUUGUCAAAGAAUUCAACAUAGACUUUAGCGACACAUUGGUCAAUGACUUGAAGCAGCGGUUACGCAAUCGACGGCCAUUCACAAAGCCUCUAUCGGGUAUUCAAUCAGAAUACGGUAUGAACACAAAGUAUUUAGAAAAAAUUAUAACCUACUGGUUGGAGCGAUACGACUUCAAACAAAGGGCGGAGAUGCUAAACAGUUUUUCCCACUACAAGACUAGAAUACAAGGGUUGGACUUGCAUUUCAUCUGGGAGAAACCUGUUGUAAAGGAUCCUAGAAUAAAAGUUCUACCACUACUGAUGUUGCACGGCUGGCCUAGCUCAUCUAAGGAGUUUGUUAAAGUUAUACCGUAUCUCACGACGCAAAGAGAGGGAUACGACUUCGUGUUUGAGGUCGUCGCCGCAGAUCUGCCAGGAUUCGGAUAUUCAGAGGGUACAAAAAAGCCGGGCCUGAACCCAGUACAGAUAGGUAUAAUGAUGAGGAAUCUAAUGAAAAGGCUGGGUUUCGAAAAGUUCUAUGUACAAGCAGGAGAUUGGGGCUCGCAGUGUGCUACACAUAUGGCUACUUUAUACCCCGAUGAAGUUUUAGGAUUCCAUACAAAUAUGCCAAUAUCCUCUAGACGGAUAACCUUGGCAAAGAUUCUAAUAGGUAGCAUAUUUCCCGGACUGGUGGUGGAAGCGAAAUAUAAGGACAGGAUUUAUCCUUUGGGAAAACUUUUAAAAUACAUAAUUAGAGAGGGUGGAUAUUUUCUCAUUCAAGCUACUAAACCGGACACUAUCGGCGUAGCCCUAACAGAUUCGCCGGCCGGUCUAGCCGCUUACAUCAUCGAGAAGAUGGGCAUGUGCUGCAACCGAGACCAAAUAAACACACCUCAUUCGGGUAUAGAGAAUUUGAACAUAGACGAUGUACUGGACACGAUUACUAUUACUUGGAUGAACAACUGUAUUGUAACCUCCAGUAGGAUUUACUACGAGGCCAUGAAUUCAGACGAGGUCUAUAUUGUUCAUGAAAUGCAAACGCAAGUCCCUACAGCAGUGGUCAACUACAAGUACGAGGUGUUAUAUCAAUCGGAUAGCAUGCUUCGGGACAAGUUCAUCAAUUUGGUGAGAUCCACUACGCACGACAUCGGGGGCCAUUUUGCGGCGCUACAUACACCACAGUUAUUCGUAGAAGAUUUGUUUGCGUCAGGUCGGGCAUUUUUGAACUUUCACGCUCAGCGCGCUCAACAGAAAAGGCGAUUUUUAUUUUAAGUAAUCGAAAAAAAUCUGAGUCGUCUGACAUUAAUUGAUAGGGAAACACAAUACCUUAGCAUAAUAGCCGAUGGAAACAUUUUACUUAUUUCGCCGAUAUUUUCAUUCUAAGACUGUUUUCUUACAAGUACCAUUUAUUUUUUAAUGCAUAUAGCUCGGCGUAGAUUUUCGAGUUAAAAUACUGUAAAUAACACAGGUUUAAACGAGCACGUACAAUCGCCAGCAGUGUAACUUGACCAUUGUAUGGUUAUGACUUAAUAAACAGAUAGUCAGGUUUCUCCGCAGUCGACUGUACCUUUCUAUGAGUUUCGACUGCGUUCCAACAGUGGUCACGGCAUAACUGGUUCUCUUAGUGUUGUGAUCCGUCAACUAAUUAGCGGAAUAAUCUUCCGGUAUGUUUCCUCUCCAACUAGCCUCACAAAACACUAAACUAACCACGUUCCUAUUCUAUAACGUCGUUGUCGACUCCCUAUGCUGUAGGUUACCCGACAUUCCACCAAACCGGUGUUGUACUUAUUCUAUUAGGUACUGGACUUCAAGCCGCCUCUAGUUUAAGUUCUUUCUCGCGACUGAAAUCGUUGUGUUCUUCUUGAUUUCAAACUCUUUUCUCAAGUCUUGGAAAGAAAUGGCAUUCGAUUGAAAGAACUUGCACAUUAUCAAAAUAUAUAUUAGUUCUAUAAACUUAAUUCAUGAUUAAAGUAGGCGCUUUGCAAUUGCCGGUUUGUUGAAUCAGCGGGUUUUCACUGAGGCGAUAUGUUUCUCGACCAUUUCAUCUAUACUUCGCUUCGUUUGGCCUACAUAGGAAACCCUGAAAAGCAGCCGAACCGUUGACAAAAGGAAGGUAUGUGCGCGUAAGAUCCGGUGUUAAUUUACAAUAUUUAUAAUACAACGCGAAAUAUUUAAAAGUAUAUUGAAAAAAGAUUGGGAAUACUUUAAUAUUAACUUGAAAUUUUUUACACAAUUCUUUUAAUUAUUUGAUAGCAUACUUAAUUAGUAUGAAAUCUUAAAUUUCAAAAAAAGUGUUUUGAUGUUAUUUUUUUAUCUGAACUAGACUGAAAGUGUAUUUGAACAUUAGAAUAUAAAUAUUCGUUGAAAUAAAUGUAUCAGCUAAUAAAGCCAUCCAGACGGCUUGAUUGAUAGUAUUUUAAGAUUAAGAUAAUCACGCAUUUAUUAUUACAAGGUCUUGUAACCUUUGGCUGUGUCAAAUUGAUAUUUUUUUUU